Molecule: messenger RNA, 3576 nt
Organism: Pungitius pungitius (ninespine stickleback)
Lineage: Eukaryota; Metazoa; Chordata; Actinopteri; Perciformes; Gasterosteidae
Gene: mctp1b
Product: multiple C2 domains, transmembrane 1b
Exons: 21
Coding region: 142-2604 (820 amino acids)
Biological process (GO): regulation of neurotransmitter secretion
Cellular component (GO): synaptic vesicle membrane
Molecular function (GO): calcium ion binding
Source: RefSeq, a predicted model, not a curated record
GGCUGGAGGGCUGGAACCAGCCAGGUGGAGGCGGGCUCUGCUGUCAUCUCCCCCCGCCUGCUGCUCUCGACAUCCCCGCGAGGAAAAGGGGGGCGACCCGGAACCAGCGGCCCGUGUGUGAGUGGGUCUCCGGACCUGCAGAUGGAGCCGAGCGGCGCGUCCCCGCCGCAGACCACCAUCUGGAGACAUCUCCAGGCCCGAGCCAAGCCGCUGCUCAGCCCCAAGCUGGGCUCCAGGGACCCCGAGGACAAGAAGGACAGAGGCGGGGGGAUCUUCAAGAAGAUGAAGCGGAGGGAACUGGCCGUCCUGGACCGGGUGAUCUCGUCCUCGCAGCCCGACCUGCUCUUCUCCGGCCCCGGGCUCGGGCGGGAGGAGCCGCCGCCGCAGAAGCCCCCCGUGGCGCACCACAAGAGCUCCUCCCUCGGGGCGGCGUGCCUGGAGAAGCUGGCCGAGCCCCCGGGGGGCAGCGGGGAGGCGGAGAGCCGGGAUGAGCAGCCGCGACUCGCCCCCCCCAGCUCAGGGAUGUACAAGCUGGAGGUGGAACUGAAGAGAGGACGCAACCUGGCCGUUAGAGACCGAGGAGGCAGCAGCGAUCCGUAUGUCAAGUUCAAGCUGGCGGGUAAAGAAGUGUUCAGAAGCAAAACCAUCCACAAAAACCUCAACCCCGUGUGGGAGGAGAGAAGCACUCUGUGUCUGGAUUGUCUGAGUGACCCUCUGUAUGUGAAGGUGUUUGACUACGACUUUGGCCUUCAGGAUGACUUCAUGGGUUCAGCGUACCUUCACCUGGAGUCUCUGGAGCAGCAGAGGACGAUACCUGUGACCCUGGAGCUGAAGGACCCUCAGCACCCGGAUCAGGACCUGGGCUCCCUGGAUCUUUCCGUCACCCUGACCCCCAAAGACAGUCCGGUGGAGGAGCGCCGGGACUCGGCGACAAUGCUGCUCAGGAGGUCCUGGAAAAGAUCCACUAAGCAGCAGUCGCUGCGUCUCUCAGACCUUCAUCGUAAAUCUCAGCUCUGGCGAGGCAUCGUCAGCAUCGCGCUGAUCGAAGGCCGGAACCUGAUCCCCAUGGACCCCAACGGCCUGAGCGACCCGUACGUCAAGUUCAGGCUGGGACCCCAGAAGUACCGCAGCAAGACUGUGCCAAAGACGCUGAGUCCCCAAUGGAGGGAGCAGUUUGACCUCCAUAUGUACGAAGAGACCGGGGGGGUGCUGGAGAUCACGGUGUGGGACAAAGACACCGGGAGGAGAGACGACUUCCUCGGGCGCUGCCAAUUGGACCUGUCCACCCUGCCCAAGGAGCGGACCCACCACCUGGACCUUCUCCUGGAGGAGUCCCGGGGCCUCCUGGUGCUGCUGGUCACGCUGACCGCCUCCUCCCACGUCUCCAUCGCCGACCUCUCCCUCACGCCACUCGAUGACCCGCUGGAGCGCCGCGAGGUUCUCGCACGCUACGGCGCGCUGAGGUCCUUCUCCAACAUCAAGGAUGUUGGCAUCGUCCAGGUGAAGGUCAUGAGAGCAGAAGGACUCAUGGCAGCAGACGUAACAGGUAAGAGCGAUCCCUUCUGUGUACUGGAGCUGAAUAACGACCGGCUGCAGACUCCCACUGUUUACAAGAACCUGAAUCCAGAGUGGAACAAAGUCUUCACCUUCAACGUCAAAGACAUCCACGCCGUGCUGGAGGUGACGGUGUUCGAUGAGGACCGCGACCGCAGCGCCGACUUCCUGGGGAAGGUGGCCAUACCUUUACUACACAUACGAAACGGAGAGCAGAAGAGUUACGAGUUGAAAAACAAAGAGCUGACCGGAAGAACGAAGGGAACCAUCUACCUGGAGAUCGAUUUGGUGUACAACACCGUUAAAGCUGCUCUCAGGUCAGUCGUUCCUGCAGAGCAGAAAUACAUCGAGGAGGAACCUAAAGUCUCCAAGCAGCUUCUGCAGCAGAACUUUAACCGCGUGAAGAGGUGCAUCAUGGUCCUGAUCAGCUACGGAGCGUUUAUUAACAGCUGCUUCGAGUGGGAGUCUGCACAGAGGAGCAUCAUCUCCUUUGUGCUCUUCGUAGUGGUCGUGUGGAACUUUGAGGUCUACAUGCUGCCGAUGGCUCUGCUGCUGCUGCUGGUCUGGAACUACGUCAUGUCCUCCAUCAGAGGGACCACGGACACGUCCCUGGACGCCAUGUUCGAGUGGGAGGACGAAGAAGAGGACAGAGAGGACAAGGAGGCGGAGCCAAAGGGCUUCAUGGACAAACUGUACGCCAUCCAGGACGUGUUCAUCAGCGUCCAGAGCGCGCUGGACGACGUGGCGUCCUACGGAGAGAGGAUGAAGAACACCGUUAACUGGACCGUGCCGUUCCUCAGCUGGCUGGCCAUCGCCGUCUUGUCCUCGGCCACCGUGCUCCUCUACCUCGUCCCCCUGCGGUACCUGCUGCUGGCCUGGGGUGUCAACAAGUUCACCAAGAAGCUGCGAGAUCCGUAUCUGAUCGACAACAACGAGCUGCUGGACUUCCUGUCCCGCGUCCCGUCCGAUGUCCAAGUGAUGCAGUACCGAGAGCUGAAGACAGAAUCUGGACAAACUCCUGUCAAACGCCGGAGGACGGCCCCCACUUAACCCCGCCCACUUAGCCCCGCCCCAACUAAGCCCCGCCCCAGUUGAUCCCGCCCCCAGUUGGCCCCGCCCCCAGCUCGCCCCUUUCCAAUGAGACUUGAUUGUAACUCAGAGGACUCUUCAUUCACUUUAUUUCAUUUUCAUGUUGUUGUCUCAUGAAGUUUUGUGUUUUUCUGGAGGAAAACGUCGUUGUUGCUCUUCCACACAUCGAGUUUUUCUUUCUUCUCUUUCUUUAUAUUUUUUAAAUAGACAGAUUUUUUAGGAUUAUAGCUUGUAUUAGAUCAUGAAUGUUCAACCUCUACAACAGGGACCAAAAACUGGAUUAGUAUUUUUUUAUCUUAAUCUCAGAGAAAAUACAAAAAUAUUUUUUAAUAAUUUAACAUUCUUAAUAUUAAGCCCAACUGUGUAUUUAUUUUAUUUCUAUGGUAUUUUAAUGCUCUGUUGAUUCCUGCAUGAACAUGAAUGCAUGAUCAAUAAUAAUAAUCGAAUCAAAGAAUAUAAAACAUUCUCGGUGCCAUUUUAAUACUUUUAAUACUAUUUUUUCUUAAAUGUUUUGUGGUAUUUUAGAGGUCUGAAUACUUCCUCCACUUUAAGAUGCAUUUACUCGUCACUUUACUGGUUUGUUUUAUUCAUUCUUUUAACAGAAUCCUUUUACCUGGACUCUACUUUUUGCCGACUUCUCACCACUAACAAUCUAUUUUCUUUUUCGUAACUUUUUCCUGUUUUUCGUUUAUAGUUUACAGUUUAUAAUCUGCAGUAUUUCAUACGCAGUGCAUUAUGGGAUGUCGUGCAUGGCACCUUUGUGUGCGUCAAAGUGUUUUUGCAUGACUGAACAUGAACUUUAUGCAAAGUGUAUUUGUGGACACUGAAUGUGAAGUUCAUGGAUGCUCUCCUGUUGCAUCAUGGGUAUUUACUGCUGCUGCGUUUGUGUCGUGUUUGUCUGAGAAAAUAUAUUUGUACACAGAUGCAGGUGUG